AUGAUACACACUUUUUCCCUCGCGGCGGUAUUUGCGUACUAUGCCAGCAGCUCGCUUGCCAUCUCGACGUGUGAGAAGAUCUCGUCGAUUUCAAAUAUAGAGAUCAAGGAAAAAUUCACGAUACCAUAUGCACAGGAUCAAAAGGAAUAUUGGUCGGCCGACUGCGGAAGACUCAAGCCCUCGUGCAUCCUGGAACCUGAAUCGCCGGAGGAGCUGUCGUUGAUUGUAAGGACGCUCGGGGAGAACAAUGAGACAUUCGCUAUAAAGAGCGGCGGCCACAACCCUAACCGAGGUUUCUCCAGCGUUGAUGGCGGCCCACUUAUCAGCCUGAAAGGCUUCAACGAGAUCACCUACGAUGAGUCGUCGGGCUUGGUAAGAGUUGGUGCCGGUCACCGCUGGACUGAUGUUGUAAAGGGCCUUGAGCCUAAGGGCGUAACCGCAGUCGGAGGCCGUAUUGGACAUGUUGGAGUCGGUGGCUAUACUCUUGGAGGAGGAUUAAGCUAUCUGAGCACCCAGACGGGUUGGACUAUGAACACAGUCGUUGAAUUCGACGUUGUUCUCGCAAACGGUGACAUUGUAAAGGCCUCCAACUGUCAAAAUACUGACCUUUUCAACGUCCUCCGUGGUGGUGGGAAUGCCUUCGGAAUCGUCACUACAUAUACAUUAAAAACACAUAAAAUUGGAAAAGUCUGGGGUGGCAACCUGAUAAUCAGCGCUGAGAAGUCAAAUAAAGUCUUGGCUGCUGUUCGAGAUUUCACGGAGUACUAUCCGGACGACAAGGCCGCCAUCAUCGCAACCCGCAAUAUCGGCAUAGAAAACCCGUUGGAUAUCUGGCUGAUAUUCCUCUUCUACGACGGCGAAACUGCUCCCCCCGGAACAUUCGACAACUUCACCAACAUCGGUCCAAUUCUCAAUACUGCAAAAACCCAAAGCUAUUCGGCUUUGGUGAGUGCCCAAGAUGCACUCGUUAUCACCGGCAACAUAGUCGACAUGGCAGUUGAACACUCCCCGCUCCCCAACGUCGCCAACCCGGAAGUCAUGCAAUCCAUCAACAACCACUUCGAAGCCGUCACAAAUGCAAACGCACUAGUUCCCGGCCUGCUGGGCACAUUAUCUCUACAGCCCAUCCCUAAACGGCUGGCCCGCCAUGCAAGGGAGAAUGGCGGCGACCUUCUCGAUCUCGACGACUCUGUCGAUAGGUUGUUGGUAGAGUUUAACUAUGCGUACACUCUCCCGUCGUACGUGCCUCAGAUCGAACGUGCGUUGAAGGCCGUCACGGAUGCUGUGCGCAAGGAUACGCUAGAGCGGAUUAAAGAGGGGACGCUGCCUGAUGCGCACCUCCCUCUUUUCAUGAAUGAUGCGAACCAUGCGCAGGAUUACUUUGGUCGGCUGCGCCCUGAGAAGUUGGAGUAUGCGAGGCGGGUAAGGAGCGAGUACGACCCCAAAGGCUUGUUCCGUGAUCGGACGGGAGGAUUUAAGAUGUGA
Histoplasma mississippiense is the source of this 1485-nucleotide messenger RNA. RefSeq lists its product with no specific name. Gene Ontology annotation, molecular function: FAD binding. The transcript is spliced from 4 exons. NCBI's taxonomy places the organism in Eukaryota, Fungi, Ascomycota, Eurotiomycetes, Onygenales, Ajellomycetaceae. The coding region runs from base 1 to 1485 and encodes 494 amino acids. The record is from RefSeq and is a predicted model, not a curated record.